Messenger RNA from Nothobranchius furzeri (turquoise killifish), 5219 nucleotides. The record is from RefSeq and is a predicted model, not a curated record. NCBI's taxonomy places the organism in Eukaryota, Metazoa, Chordata, Actinopteri, Cyprinodontiformes, Nothobranchiidae.
AUACUUUCUUCUUUAAUCAGAACAAAUAACAAGUGUGUGUGUGUGUGUGUGUGUGUGUGCUGAACUGGCUCUCUGGCGCCUCCAGCAGCAGUUGAUUCGGUGAGAAUGUGCAGCGAGUCUUUUGUGAGCUGCUAGUCUGAAUGAAUGGAGAGGGGGAGAAGAACCGACACCGCAGCGGGGCUCCGGACCGGACCGGCGCGUGAGCUCGUCUAGAGGAAGCCCCGGCUCAGAGCUGCGGCUUUAACAGGAUUAUUAACCCUAAUCUAAUCCCGGUCCCGCACCGCGUGUCUUUAUGUUGUGAAGAACGAGAACGGAGCAGCAACAGGUUGAGUCCGACUGGCUUCCGUUCUUCUUUCUUUCCUACGGACGGAUGCGUCUUCCCGCUCCGGUUCACACCCGGACGGAGACGGUCCUGCAGCCCGAGCCCGAGCCGUCCAGCCGGUGAGAGGAGAGGAGGAACGGCAUCAUGGUGACUGGCUGUUGUUAAACCUUCUAAACUGAAGCCGAGCUGCAGAGGGAGAAGGCGCGUCAUUCCAGGAGGACUGCGUUCAGAUGGUUCCAAACAAGUGGACCAUGAAUUCAGCUCUGCACAAAUCGCCCCCAAGGAGCUGGCUUGGACUGAGACUGCGACUGAGUUAGCUAAACACUCCGCCUGCUCUCCGGACCGUUCUUCAGGACAUUAGGAAAGGGAAUGAUGCAGUGAUGUGUCGGUCGCUAAAGACAGCUCUCGGAGCCGGCUCCCUGUUGGAUUAACCAGAAUGAUAAGCCGGUCCAGGAGGAGGACUGGGUUGUGUGCCAGCACCCUGAGUGUCCAGACCGCCGGAGGGCUUCUAAGGUCUGCCACCAUCCAGACUGCCAGGACCUGAACAACAAGAGUCCCCUUCAUCUGUGUGAGUCAUGUGACUCGCGCUGCCACUCGGAGAGCACGAGCAAUGUGCACUUUGACCGACAUCCUCGAUUCGACUUGCAACCUCAAGCUUCCAUCCUCGCCCGGAACGUGUCCACACGUUCCUGCCCCCCACGCACCAGCCCCCCCUCUGACAUGGAGGAAGAUGAAGAGGGCGAGCGUAAGAUGGCGGGGAUGAUGUUGGGGAAGAAGAAGCCACGGAGACACACCGACCUCGGCACGGAGUGCUUCAGCCUCAAGUUUGACCUCAAUGUGGACAUCAACACAGAGAUCGUCCCUGCAGCGAAGAAGAAAACGCUGAGAGAGGUGUUGGGUCCGGUGUUUGAGAGGAACGGCGUCGACCUGUCCCGCGUCGACCUCUUCCUCGAUCAGUCCAACACACCGCUGUCCCUCCACUUUGAGGCCUAUCGUUUUGGAGGACACUACCUCAAAGUGAAAGCUCGGCCUGGCGAUGAGCUGAAGGUAGAGCAGGGCGUGAAGGACCUGCGGUCUCUGAGCCUGCCCAACAUGAAGCCGUCUGGAGGUCAGAGCCCCUACAUCCUCGCCCCGGCUGCUGAGAAGGUGGCACACGAGUCCCUAACACGCCGCGAGAGCGUCGACCCCCUGGGUCAGGCGCGGCGGAGGAAGAACAUAAUAGAGUUCCUGGGGGAGACCAACAUUCCUACCCAGGACUCUCUGGGACCGCCGGGCGGCUCUCUGCCAAGUGUCGGGACUGGACCUGACAGCUGGAAGAACCGUGCCGCCAGCCGCUUCAGCGUCUUGUUCAGCUCUAACGCUGGAGCAGGACCUUUUGUCAAGGAGGUGGAUCGGCUGGAGCAGCUCCAGAGUAAACUCCACUCCUACUCCACAUUUGGGCUGCCCAAGGUACCGCGACAGAUCACCUUCCACCAGGACUCCUGGGAGGAGGAGGAAGAGGAGGCCAACCUGGCGAUAGAGGAAAGCUGGCAGACGCUGCUGGAUGACCCAGAGUCGCUGACCAAGCGCCAGUUCCACCAGCAGGAGGCAAUAUGGGAGCUCCUGCACACCGAGGCCACCUACAUAAAGAAACUCCGAGUCAUCACUGAUCUGUUCCUUAGUGGGCUUCUGAACCUCCAGGAGAGUGGCCUGCUGACAGAGGUGGAGCCUGCCAAGCUCUUCAGUAACAUCCAGGAGGUAGUCCGCCUCCACACAUCCCUGUGGAACCAGGUCAUGGUUCCCGUCCUGGAGAAAGCCAGGGAGGCGCGAGCUCCGCUCGACCCCACGCACCUCCACGGUGGCUUCAGCACGUUUGGUUCGAGGUUCCAGCCCUACAUCCGUUACUGUAUGGAGGAAGAGAGCUGCAUGGAGCACAUGCGGACGCUUCUCAAGGACAACGAGCUCUUCAGGACAUACGUGACGUGGGCGGAGACCAAAAAGCAGUGCAACCGUCUGAAACUGGCAGACAUGUUGGCAAAGCCUCAUCAGAGACUCACCAAGUAUCCCCUUCUGCUGAAGAGCAUUGCGAAGAAGACGGAUGAGCCAUCAGCCCGCGACAUCGUCAGCAGCAUGGUGGCCACGGUGGAAGACUUCAUCAACAGCGUGGAUUCUCAGAUGCGUCAGCGUCAGGAGCGGCAGAAGCUGGCCACCAUCUCCGCUCGCAUCGACUCCUACGAGGCUGUAGAGGGCAGCAGCGAGGAGGUAGAGAAGAUCCUCAAAGAGUACAACCACUUUGAUCUGAUGGCUCCCAUGAGAGGCACAUCUCCGGAGGAGACCCGACAGCUGCAUCUGGAGGGAGCGCUAAGGAUGAAGGAGGGCAAAGACAGCAGGAUGGAGGUCUACUGCUUCCUGUUCACUGACCUGCUGCUGAUCACCAAACCAGUGAAGCGGGUGGAGAAGGUUAAAAUCGUCCGCCAGCCUCUGCUCAUUCACAACGUUGUCUGUAAGGAGCUCAAAGAUCCCGGCUCGUUUGUGCUCGUCUACCUCAAUGAGUUCAAGAGUGCAGUUGCAGCCUACACGUUUCAAGCCAACAGCGCCACCCAGGGUAGAAGCUGGAUAGAUGCAGUUUGCAAUGUCCAGAAUCAGCUGCAGAAGCUUCACACUCAGGAGAUGCUUCGACAGCAGGACAUUCUUAAACGAUGUCCGGAGGAGGAGGAGGAGGAGGAGGAGGAAGACGAGAGCAGCAACUCUACCGCAAGUUCUCCUGUCCUACGGCGCAAGAAUGAGCAGAACUCCAGCCAAUCAGACGGCUCCACUGAGACCCUGUCUGUGAUGGAUGUUGAUGAGCCGGUCGAGCAGCAGCAGCCUUCAGCCUCCAAGGCAAACCUGGAAGAAAUCACCGAGUGUGCCGCCGCUCUCCACUCUGAGAGCUCUGAGGUCCAACAGUCCACCCGCCGGGGCGACCCGCUCCCCCCUGAGCACGGUCCGGAGGUGUUGGACCCUCAGCGUCGGUCUCUCUCCAUGGACAGCGCCUACGGUACCCUCUCCCCCGAGUCCCUCCUGCGAGAGCUGCAGCUUCAGCCCGUCCACAGUGAAGGAGAGGAGACGGAGGAGGAGGGAUUCCAGGAGGUGGAGCUGAGUGAGACAGGAACAGAGGAGGUGGGAGAGCUGGAGGAGGAACAGGAGUCACGGAGGUCCCAGCUGUCUAAACCUCACCAGCGACCUCCUGUCCAACCAAUACUCCACUGUCUGCAGAAGCUGUCCUCCUUUGCUUUAUCCCGCUCCGAGGACAACUUGCUUCAGUGUUUCCAUGGUGACAGCCCCAUCUCUCACACGCACUCUCUCAGCUCCAACUCUGAGGAGUCCCAGAGCGGGGACACGUCCUCUCUGCCUCACAGCAAGAGCCUAUCGGAGCUGCGGCGAAAUGGCCUGAACCGCUCCGAGGACUGCCUGAGCGCGAGGGUGGCGUCCAACAGACUCCAGGCCGGCCUGAGCCGGGCAGACGCCGUGCGCUGUCGCAGGGUCCCUGACGGACUCUGUGAGGAGCUUGAUGGGGACGCAGCUCCAUCCAGAUUCCCGGAGAGGAAAAACCAGUCGGGGACAAGCGGAGACUCGGGAGAAGUGUCACGUAAAAAAAGGAAAUCUCCAGCCCAGCAGCACAAGAAGCUGACCCUAGCACAGCUGUACAGAAUACGCACCACCCUGGUCCUCAACUCCACGCUGACAGCAUCGGAGGUGUAACUAGUCCUCAGCAGCACAUGGAUGGACUGGGUUUCCAUAGUAACAGAUGCACUCUCUCUCUCGCUCUCCCUUCCUGUUGCUUUCUGGACAUAGAUGAAUAUUUUUUUCCAAACAGUGGGUUUUUAGUUUCUUUGCUUUGGUUUUGGAAUUCCUCAAAAGAAAAGGGAGAGUCCGAGAGACAUCCUUGCACUUUGCAACAGAAGUAGCAUUAUGGGGGGUUGGGAACGCUGCAGAGGGGAGGAGGAGCGUCCAGGUGGAGGUCUGACAGCCUCAUCCCUACACUCAACAUGGGUGGAGCUUCAGUCCUGAGACAGAGAUGGACACCCAAUCUUGAAACUGAUCGUGGCUUAAAAGAAAGAAAAGGAAGCGGCAGUGACUUCCUCCUGAGGCUACUACUGCGGCAGCAAAAAAAAAUAGUUGCACACUUUUCCUUUUGAAGAAUCACUUCAGAGAAUGGGUGUGUGUGGGUGUGUGUGUGUGUGUGUGUGUGGGUGGGUGUGUGUGUGGGUGUGUGCAGGAGAGAAUGAAUAUGUGAUUUUUGACUGAACCAAAACUCUCCUGUGAAUUAGCAAAUGCAUCCAGACAUUUUUGAGAAGUGAAAGAGGACUAAAUCAGCGGUCCAGAUCAGCCAAUCACAUUUCAGCCCACCAGACUUCCUUAUUUAUUUGAAUAAUAAGUGGAAUUAAUGACUAGACCUGCGUGACUGAAACAGUUCAUGUAUUUUCAGCACUAUUGUGGGAUCAAGGAGAGCCACAGAAAGUCUCACCUGCACGUGUUUCUUUCUGGAUUCAGGAGCUUGAAGGUGAAGUUUGGGGUGGAUUUUCUCUAACGAUUGUCUCUGCAGAGAUUUAGCUGAACAACUUUCUCCGGGAGAUCAAAGAAAGCUUUCCAGGUGAAAAAUGAUUCGCCGUACUCCAAAUGUAGCCCAAACCAAUAAUUUAACUCGGUUUACUUUUAGUUUUUGUGUUUAUGUGUAAUAUUUAUUACGCCUGCUUUGUUUUAUAUGAUUUGUUGAUACUGUUUGCUUUUCUGAUUUGUAAAUGUUUUGGUUUUUUGUUAAUAUUUUUGUGUCUUGUCAGACAUUAAUGUGCUAUGAACCAUAAUCGUGUCUCCUCUUUCAGGACUGUCUUUGAAGUGUCUUGCAGAAUAAUAAAACUGAUGCUAAAACACUUCAGAA